Messenger RNA from Symbiodinium sp. CCMP2592, 729 nucleotides. The record is from the annotation of a GenBank genome assembly. Lineage: Eukaryota; Dinophyceae; Suessiales; Symbiodiniaceae.
AUGUCAAACUCCCGACUCUUGCUGUGUUCUUGUGUAUUGAUCUUUGUGUUUGCUGCUUCGGCCCUGGUUGGCUGCGGCGGUGAGUCGGCGAUGAUGGCCGCGAGUCGUGGCAGUGCGUCGUCUGAGUCUGCUGAUGCAACUCAAGAGUCAAAGCUUGUCGGACAACUGCAACUCCCCGGCGAGGGUGGUCGGCGGGGGGUUGAGGUCCAUGCGUGGGUGCGUGACUCAAAAGGCGGAGAGAAUCAGCUGUGGAUCCUGCCGGGUGGUGAUGGGCGGUUUGCGCGGGAGUUUGAGGGGGAGGUUACGCGGGUUCGUGUGUUUGCGGGGCGGGAGGUGCAUCGGAUUGAUGGGGAUGAUCUGCCGAAGGUUGAUGGGGACGGGCGGGUUGAUCUCGGGGUGAUUGAUCUGCGUGAGUUGCUCGUUGGGUACCAGAUGCGCACGCGGUUGGCUGGGGGAAAAUCAGAUGGGGAGUAUCGGGCGGCGUUGUGGAUUGGACCGCCUCCGACUGGGCCUCGUGGGUCGCUGCCUUCGCUUGGGUCGGCGCAGUUCCCGACAUUGGAGCUUGGUGAACAGGUGGAGUGGUUGCUGCCGGCGGAUAUCAGGGAUGUGUACUUUCUUGUGGAGCUUCCCGAUGGUGACGGGCGCGGGAGGGACUGGCGGAGCGGGGAGCAGCGGGUGUUUGGGGCUUUUGAGGCUUCGGACUUCCCGGUAGAGCUUGUGGUUGAUUGA